UUUUUUUUGUUUACUUCGUAACAAAUUGUUUGUAAAUAUUUAAAAACAUCAUAUCGACCAUUAAGACAUACUUUAAAAACCAGUCAUGAAUAGAUCGGAGGGAUUAGUUCAGCGAAAAAACGCCGCUCAAGCGAGCAGCAACGUUUACAAGAGCGACGAGGUGGCCAACGAAAGCGACGACGACAAAUCAGGAACGGCAGCGGCCGAGAAAGACGAAGUUGAAGAUUUGGAUUCGAAGGAGGCCAGACUGACCCUCAUGGAGGAAGUUCUACUCCUGGGACUGAAGGACAAAGAGGGUUACACAUCCUUCUGGAAUGAUUGCCUAUCGUCCGGGCUUCGGGGUUGCAUCAUAGCUGAACUUGCCCUGAAGGGCAGGAUUGAACUGGAGAAGACAGGAAUGAGGAGGAGGAGUUUAUUGAACAGGAAAAUAAAAUGCAAAUCAGAUGUACUGACAGGAGACGUGUUGCUAGACGAGGCACUGAAACAUAUCAAAGAGACCAAUCCUCCUGAGACAACACAAUCAUGGAUCGAGUACCUCAGUGGUGAGACAUGGAACCCGAUGAAACUGCGCUACCAACUGCGCAACGUUCGCGAGCGCCUUGCAAAAAAUUUAGUAGAGAAGGGAGUGUGCACGACGGAGAAGCAGAACUUUGUGCUGUUCGACAUGACGACCCAUCCGCUGAACGACAAAUCCAUCAAGUCGAAACUUGUCAAGAAAGUUCAGGACUCUGUCCUCUCUCGUUGGACGAAUGAUGUCCAUCGCAUGGACCGACGAAUGCUCAUGCUCAUCUAUCUCUCGCACGUUUCAGACGUCCUCGAGAACGCAUUCGCUCCACUCUCCGAUGACGACUACGAAAUCGCCAUGAAACGUGUCAGGUACAUGCUCGACCUUGACCCCGAGCAGGAAGCGCAGAGGGAGGGCACCAAUGAACUCUUGUGGGCCAUCAUUGCCGCCCUUUCCAAAUAAGGACAUUGCUUCUUUUUUUCAUCCAUUCUUUCGUUCGUUGGUUUAUUUAUUUUUAACUCUGCAAAAUUAUAUCUAUUACAUGUGUAUAUAUAUAUGAAAACAUUUCAGUAUAAUUAUUUGCAUUGACGAAAACAUUGAUAUAAUUAUUAUUAUUCUUUUUGAUAUGCUGGAGUAUUUGUACCAUAUAAUUAAUAUCAAUCAGUUGCUCCUGAAAAUGUAAAAAAUACGAAAAAUAUCUUUCUUGUCGGUGCGGGUUGGGUUUUUCUGUCCGUGUGUGUGUUUUGUGAUAUAACGUUUAUGGAUAACAUUCAUGGUAGGUAGGUAUUUAUUUUUACACUUUUGUAAAAAGGCAUUCAGUUAUUUAUAUAUACAUACAUGUCUGUAUGAGUGUUUUUGUUUGCUUGCUUUUAUGCGUAUGUCGGUCUGCCUGUAUGCUUCUCUCGAUCUGGUUGUGGAUUCGAUUACACUGUGAGAUGUUUUCACCUGGAAAUUUGAAUGAAAGACUGAAUGAAGGAGUGACUGAGUAAAUGAAUGAGUGCGUGGAUGAGUGAGUAAAAGAGGAGUGGUUAUGUUGGUUAUUUUCAUCAUUUCUGUAACAUUCCCCAAACAACUAUUUGUUUCAUUAUAGUUUACAAUAAAUGUUGAACAUGGUGGUGCUGUGCUAGAUUAUGAUAGUGCUGGUGAUAUGAAGCUCUGCGGUCAGUUUUGAGCCGGUCAACCUACUUUUCUAAUUUAUAGUGAUUUUGUAAGAAAAGAUUUUACUCAUUUAUUGGUAAAUCUCUUCAGUCCAUCCGAUCAGUUUUGUUUAUUCAAUGUUAGGUAUGUUCAUUUCUCGCGAACAUUAACUUAUUAUUUUGUUGAUUCGUUUUUAUUUCACCAUUCAUUUAAUUUUUUCACUCAUCCACUUAUUCUUUUAUUUGUUCGAUCAUUCAUUCAUUUAUUUACUUAUUCAUUCAUUCAUUCGAUCACUUCAUCAAUUGUACCACUUAAGCUAGGUAGAGGUGGCCAAUUGUUGAACUUUCAUUGCUCUGUGUGCAUUAGACAUUUCAUGUAUAUAUAUAUAUAUAUAUAUAUAUAUAUAUAUAUAUAUAUAU
Molecule: messenger RNA, 2061 nt
Organism: Helobdella robusta
Lineage: Eukaryota; Metazoa; Annelida; Clitellata; Rhynchobdellida; Glossiphoniidae
Exons: 5
Coding region: 86-967 (293 amino acids)
Biological process (GO): retrograde vesicle-mediated transport, Golgi to endoplasmic reticulum; Golgi organization; Golgi vesicle budding
Cellular component (GO): Golgi cisterna; trans-Golgi network; cytosol
Molecular function (GO): phosphatidylinositol-4-phosphate binding
Source: RefSeq, a predicted model, not a curated record